Molecule: messenger RNA, 807 nt
Organism: Wallemia ichthyophaga EXF-994
Lineage: Eukaryota; Fungi; Basidiomycota; Wallemiomycetes; Wallemiales; Wallemiaceae
Product: Cell division cycle protein
Exons: 1
Coding region: 1-807 (268 amino acids)
Cellular component (GO): cytoplasm
Source: RefSeq, a predicted model, not a curated record
AUGCCCGCUGAGUGCAACCAAGUCGAAGACAAUGAUGACAGCGACGAGGAGCAAGUUGAAUCCCCGACAUUCCCUGAAAUAUCAAAUGAGAUUAGGGCAACUAUAGAAAAAUACGGCACAGUUAUCCCGAAACUUAACUGGAGUACACCAAUCGAUUCGCGAUGGAUCAAUCCAACAAACACGAUAAGCUGCACAACGUUAGAUGAGGUAUACAUGCUUCUCAAGUCCUCAGAUUUUAUUGCAGGUGAGCUGGCUGGCCAAGCGUUUGAAGAAUGCGUAGAUGGUCCACCAAUUGAAAUAGAAUGGGAAUUAGCUUUGAAGCAGCAUAUAGAAAUCUCGCGCAAUCAGGAGUUUAGAGUAUUCGUCAGGGACAAUAGAAUUGUCGGGAUCUGUCAACGUGAUCUCAAUUUCUAUGACUUCUUGCAGGAUACGCAGACACAGGAUCAAUUAAAGAAACUGAUUGAAAAAUUCUGGCUGGAUCACAUCAGGGACACGUUCUCUAGUAAUAAUUACGCAGUGGACGUCUAUAUCAAUCAACACGAUAGAGUCAUCUUGGUCGAUUUCAACGUCUACGCAUUAAGGACCGACAGUCUUUUAUUCAGUUAUGAAGAGCUCAGUGAAUUAGCUCAAUCAGACGCGUUCCCAUUCAAGGUGAUUGAUACUCCUGCCGAUCCACUCGCCCAAACCGGGUCUUAUUAUGCAAGCUCAGCUGUGCCGAAGGAUCUGAUCGAGGCUAGUCAAGGGAAGAAUGCCAUGGAAUUCCAGCAGACCUGGAAUGAACUUAUCGAUUCAAGCAGGAAAGCUUAA